Messenger RNA from Diaporthe citri, 975 nucleotides. RefSeq lists its product as uncharacterized. Gene Ontology annotation, cellular component: nucleus; cytoplasm. NCBI's taxonomy places the organism in Eukaryota, Fungi, Ascomycota, Sordariomycetes, Diaporthales, Diaporthaceae. The transcript is spliced from 4 exons. Gene Ontology annotation, molecular function: protein serine/threonine phosphatase activity. The coding region runs from base 1 to 975 and encodes 324 amino acids. The record is from RefSeq and is a predicted model, not a curated record.
AUGGCAGAUCAACAUGACGUUGAUUUGGACUCCAUAAUCGACCGGCUCUUGGAGGUCCGUGGCAGCCGUCCGGGCAAGCAGGUCCAGCUGCUCGAGGCCGAGAUCCGAUACCUUUGCACCAAGGCCCGCGAGAUCUUCAUCUCCCAGCCCAUCCUGCUCGAGCUCGAGGCUCCUAUUAAGAUCUGCGGCGACAUCCACGGUCAAUACUAUGACCUCCUCCGCCUGUUCGAAUACGGCGGUUUCCCCCCGGAGGCAAACUACCUGUUCCUUGGUGAUUACGUCGACCGUGGCAAGCAAUCUCUCGAGACGAUCUGCCUUCUCCUGGCCUACAAGAUCAAGUACCCCGAGAACUUCUUCAUUUUGCGUGGCAACCACGAGUGCGCCUCUAUUAACCGCAUCUACGGUUUCUACGAUGAGUGCAAGCGCCGGUACAACAUCAAGUUGUGGAAGACAUUUACGGACUGCUUCAACUGCCUGCCAAUCGCGGCCAUCAUUGACGAGAAAAUCUUCACCAUGCACGGCGGUCUGAGUCCCGACUUGAACUCUAUGGAGCAGAUCCGCCGUGUCAUGCGACCAACUGACAUCCCUGACUGCGGCCUCCUUUGCGAUCUCCUUUGGUCCGACCCCGACAAAGACAUCACUGGCUGGAGUGAAAAUGAUCGAGGCGUCAGCUUCACCUUCGGUCCUGAUGUGGUUUCCCGCUUCCUGCAAAAACACGACAUGGACCUCAUCUGUCGUGCCCAUCAAGUGGUCGAAGAUGGCUACGAGUUCUUUUCCAAACGUCAACUCGUCACCUUGUUUAGUGCACCGAACUACUGCGGAGAGUUUGACAAUGCGGGUGCCAUGAUGAGCGUCGACGAGAGUUUGCUCUGCUCGUUCCAGAUUCUCAAACCCGCUGAAAAGAAACAAAAGUACGUCCCCGGCCUCGGCGGCAGUAGAUCCAUCACUCCUCCCAAGAAAUCGUCCAAAACCUAA